Molecule: messenger RNA, 789 nt
Organism: Monoraphidium neglectum
Lineage: Eukaryota; Viridiplantae; Chlorophyta; Chlorophyceae; Sphaeropleales; Selenastraceae
Exons: 3
Coding region: 1-789 (262 amino acids)
Source: RefSeq, a predicted model, not a curated record
AUGGCGGCGCAGAAGGCGCAGCUGCUGCUAAAAUUUGCGCAGGUCGCUGCCAAGGAGGCGGCGCGCCACAAUGGCUUGCCUCAGGUCGCCGUCGGCGCCUGGGAGGGCCUGCACGGCAUCUCCGCGCCCGGCGGCCACGCCGAUGCGUCGGGCGCCCACCCCCCCUCGGCGCUCGCGCUCGCGCCGCGCCUGCACGCCGGCGGCGCGCUCGGGCCACAGCUGCCGGCGGCGGCCAGCCUGCUGCAGCCGCACGUCCUUGGCGGCCGGGACGUGCCAGCGGCUCUUGACCAGUCAACGGCGGCGCAGCACUUCCCCGCCGCCGGCCUGCCCUGGCAAAACGGCGCCCACCACGCCGACCCCGCCUCGCCGCUGGCCGCCGCCCCGGGCAGCGCGCUCAUGCCGCCGCGCUGCGUGCCGGACGCGGCCAGCGGCGCCGCGCGCGGCCUGCUGGGCGCGCGGGCGCCGAGGCAGCAGCAGGGCGCGCGCGCGGGGCAGCAGAACCAGCAGCAGGGCGGCCGGCGCGGCGGGCGCGCGCACAGCAGCAGCAGCGUGGGCCUCAACAAGCAGAUUAUGACGGCCAACACCACGUCAGACCUGCUGGCGAUCGUUCGCCAGCACGGCGCUGGCUUUGACUUUUUCAACAUCUCGACAGCGAUAGCGCGCGUGCCCAAGCUUCUCGGCCCGCACGCGUGCGGCGGCCAGCCCCUGCGCGCGUGCGCAGUGCGCGCGUUCGUGCCGCCCGCGCAGUCCCCGCGUGCUCAACCCCCCGGGUGUCGUUUUUCUGACUGA